Molecule: messenger RNA, 3697 nt
Organism: Betta splendens (Siamese fighting fish)
Lineage: Eukaryota; Metazoa; Chordata; Actinopteri; Anabantiformes; Osphronemidae
Product: probable ATP-dependent RNA helicase DDX6
Exons: 13
Coding region: 701-2170 (489 amino acids)
Biological process (GO): P-body assembly; cytoplasmic stress granule assembly
Cellular component (GO): cytoplasmic stress granule; P-body
Molecular function (GO): ATP binding; mRNA binding; RNA helicase activity
Source: RefSeq, a predicted model, not a curated record
AUAUUGAAGAAAGCGAGAAACCGAGAGAGUGACAACUGGAGUGAUUUGUUCACACAGCGGCAGUUUAUUUUGAUUACGUUCGUUGGAAGCACGCGCUAAGCAACCACACAACGGCGGAGCCAUUGGGAGGAUGUGGCAAAGUGAAGGCGGCGUCGUUUUCUGGGUAUCCCGGAGUUUCUGUUCGUCGGCGAGUCUCUGAGUGCUUUUGCAUAAACGUAACCCCAGAACGAGAAGCAAUAAGGUUAAAGGCGUUGAUCCACGUCAGGUCCCAGCAAACGCAUCGGAAAACACAUUGAUGUCAAAAGAAGGAACCAUACGAGUUUGAGACGUUUAACACAAGAAGCCAAGAUAAACCAAGAAUACUCAAGAAAUUAAGGACCACAGUUCCUGUAACGAUAGGACUUUAAUUACUUUUUGAAAAACAAACAAACAAACAAAAAAAACAGGUUCUUCUGGACACUUGAUUUAUUUAUUUACAUCAAUGUACAUUUCUCCAUUUUUGGAGAGUUGGUUUGUAAAUAGAAUUCUUACACAAACUUCUUUUUAAGAAGCAUGGAUGUCAGAUUGUGUGCACAAUACAUUCUUUAAAAAGGAAAAAUAUAUAUAUUUUUUUCAACUUUUAGUUUUUUUUAUACACAAAGGUACAUAAGCAAAGCCGAUAACAAGCACGGGUAAAAUUCCUACUGAGGUCGUUUAACCUAUGGCUACGACAAGAACUGCAAAUCCAGCACCAAUGUUUGGAUUCAACAAGCCAGCAAAUGGGCAGCUUGUAGGGCAGGCCAAGUCAGAUGGACCUCAGUCUGGACCCACUGGCAACGCCCAGCAUCCUAGUGCCCUUCAGAAAAGAAGCAGCUUUCCUCAGAGCAGUGGGGGCAUCAAGUUUGGCGAUGACUGGAAGAAAUGCCUGGAGCUUCCUGCUAAAGACAACCGGGUGAAAACUUCGGAUGUGACAGCAACAAAGGGAAAUGAAUUUGAAGACUACUGUCUAAAACGUGAACUUCUGAUGGGAAUCUUUGAAAUGGGGUGGGAGAAACCCUCCCCUAUACAGGAAGAAAGCAUCCCCAUAGCUCUGUCAGGCAGAGAUAUUUUAGCCCGAGCUAAGAAUGGCACAGGAAAAAGUGGAGCCUACCUCAUUCCUAUGCUGGAGAGAAUAGAUGUAAAGAAGAACCACAUCCAAGCCAUAGUCAUGGUGCCAACAAGAGAGCUGGCCCUGCAGGUGAGCCAAAUCAGCAUUCAGCUCGGCAAGCACAUGGCAGGCAUCAAGGUCAUGGCUACCACAGGUGGUACCAACUUGAGGGAUGACAUCAUGCGUCUUGAUGAUACUGUGCAUGUAGUGAUUGCUACACCAGGCAGGAUACUGGACCUGAUGAAGAAGGGUGUUGCAAAAGUGGAUAAGGCCCAAAUGAUGGUGAUGGAUGAGGCAGAUAAACUGCUGUCCCAGGACUUUGUAGUCCUCAUUGAAGACAUUAUCAGCUUCUUACCAAAGGAUCGUCAGAUUCUGCUUUACUCUGCCACGUUUCCAAUCAGUGUGCAAAAAUUCAUGAGCAACCACUUGAAGAAGCCCUAUGAGAUCAACCUAAUGGAGGAACUGACCUUGAAGGGUAUCACCCAGUACUAUGCCUAUGUGACAGAAAGACAGAAGGUCCACUGUCUCAACACAUUGUUUUCAAAGCUUCAGAUCAAUCAGUCUAUCAUCUUCUGUAACUCUACCCAGAGGGUUGAGCUACUUGCCAAGAAAAUCACCCAACUGGGCUAUUCAUGCUUCUACAUUCAUGCAAAGAUGAUGCAGGAGUACAGGAACCGUGUCUUCCAUGACUUCAGGAACGGACUGUGCAGAAACCUGGUCAGCACAGACCUAUUCACUCGAGGAAUUGACAUCCAGGCGGUAAAUGUGGUCAUCAAUUUUGACUUUCCCAAAAGUGCAGAAACCUACUUGCACCGAAUUGGCAGAUCAGGGCGUUUUGGACACCUCGGUCUGGCCAUUAAUCUCAUCACUUCAGAUGACCGCUACAACCUAAAGACUAUUGAGGAUCAGCUGGGAACUGACAUUAAGCCUAUCCCCGGAAGCAUCGAUAAGAGCCUGUAUGUGGCAGAGUUUCACUCUGUCGACCCAGAAGAAGAUGAAUGCGAUGAUGACAAAGCCAAAAACAAGGAACUGGGAGCGGCUUGAAUAUAUGGACAAAGUUGAUACCUGGCAUUCGUCACAGAAUACUGGCAAAAGGUCACAAGAUGCAAACAUUUCUCCUCUCUACGUCAUCAAAAUGGUCUACUUUACAUUUACGGUUCAUGAUGAGUUACAGUUAUCCUUCCAGUUGUCUGUGCAAAUUUACUUCACUGGGAAAUACUACUUUAAUUAGAUGGUCGCUGUACUGAGCCAGACUCGACAAAGGCUUGAAAAGAUUAACAUUGUCUCUACUUGUACUUAUAAAUAUAAGAAUGUGAAACUAAAGGGAUGCAUAAAGAAUGGAGCCCAGCUCCACAACAUAUUGCCAUUUACAUCUAAAUAACAUGUAUUUUGAACAGAACAGAUUAAAAGGAAAACUGCACUUAAAAACAUUUAGUGUGAAACGAAACUUAGUGGCUGUUUUUUUUUUUUUUUUUUUUUUUUUUUUUAUCUCAGUAUCACAACUCUGCUCUGGAGCAGUGUGUCAACAUGGGUAAUAAUGUAGAUUAGCUGUCAGCAAUGAAAGUGCAUCAAACAUCAUUAUACCAUCACCCCCCUUUUUUCCUUUUCUAAAUUUUUGGAGAGGAUAUGUAAGAACAGGUGAUGUCUUCCAGUCCUUUUGCGGGAAAGUUUUGUUACGUAUAUAAAUCCAUAUAAACACACUUUGGUUUGUUUGAUACUUUUUCUUUAAAAUUUGUCAUUGCGUCUUUCUUCUCCCCUUCUCCCAGUCAGGAUAUUUUUUUUUCAGACCCCUGUGAUAACCAUAGUUUGGCCAUGACACACCAGACUGCGUGUUCUUCUGCAACAUGUCAGUAAACCCAAGACCUUUAAGCUAAUGGGUACACAAUACUGUGGCCACUAAGUGUAGCUUGCUCAUCGUUCCAGCUUAUUUGUGAGUAACAAUAUUCAACAAAGCUUCAACAGUAAAGUAAUAAUAUAUUAGAAUAUAGGUUAAACCGCAAAUAUCACUAUUUGUUCAGGGUGAUGUUUAAAAGCAGCUGCUGUGUUACAGUUAACAGUGGAAAUGAGAUGUUGAUUGUCGAGUGUAGCUCACUUUGUGGACCCAAUAAUCACGUAAUCAAGUAGAAAAAUUCUUUAAUCUGUUCUUUUUCAAAAAGUGGAGCUAUGCAUAAUGUUCUCAGGUUAAACAGCUAUGAACAAGAAGGCCUUAGUUAUCAUUGGGACAGGAAGGCCUCCAUGCGGUUUCUGAUCCCCUCUUCAAAGUGCCUUAGUCUGAAGUCAGAACUCUUUUUUUUUUUUUUUUUUGCUUGUGGUCAAACCCUAACACAAACUCUUGCACUGUGAGAAGGAAUGUCAUUUUCAUAAGUAAGCGCAUCUCAACUUCAUUACUGUGAAAUUUCCAGGAGAUCUUUAUCCUCAGUGAGACAUUGAUUGCGACAGUAAUUCAUGUGGGCUUGUAACCAUGAACUGUUUCAUGACCGAUGAGUUGAUUUGUUGAGCAGAAUGACAACCAAGAUUUCUUUGAAACGUUUAAAUGCCAGCAACUCAAAAUAAAGUCCAACUGACAGACAA